Messenger RNA from Thamnophis sirtalis, 2621 nucleotides. The record is from RefSeq and is a predicted model, not a curated record. NCBI's taxonomy places the organism in Eukaryota, Metazoa, Chordata, Lepidosauria, Squamata, Natricidae.
UGAUGGGGAAGAGGUCGGAUGACCGCGGGGACUGUGGUCAUCACCGGCGGAAUAUUAGCAACUGUCAUAUUACUGUGUAUUAUCGCUGUUCUCUGCUACUGCAGGCUCCAGUAUUACUGUUGCAAGAAGGAUGAGUCGGAAGAGGAUGGCGAUGAGCCCGACUUCCCUGCAGAUUCCCACAUCCCCCCCCUGCACUGCAACCGUAACGUGGCUCUGACCAACGGCCCUUCCUUGUACCGCUCCCCCUACAAGAAGUCUUCCCAGUCCCGGACUGGCUGUCCCAGCUGCUCCCAGUAUGAGCCUCCAACGUUCUUCCUGCAGGAGCCUGAAGAGGAGGUCCGCAACGGGGGCGACCUGGUCAACUACAAGGCCAUCAGCCAAGAAGACCUGGAGCUUCCCAUUGGCCUGAGCAGUGGCCUCCAGGCCCUCAAUCCCAACCGGCUCUCCGCCAUGCGUGAAGCCUUCUCCCGCAGCCGCAGCAUCAGCACGGAUGUCUGACUGGCCUGGUUGAAGAGGCCAUGCCCUCCCUCGGCUCGCAGGCUCGGCCCAAGGCUAAAGGCAGUUUGGCUUCCCAGCCUCCUCCUCCUCUCUCGUCUUGUCUCAAUGAUGCCAGGAGCACGGCUGUCUUGGUAGAGAUCAUCUGUUUUCUAAACCCCAAUCAAAACAGCUCUUCUUCCUGUAGGUGAGGUUUUUGAUACAGGACAUCCUUUUGUAUGAAUAUGCAAACUGGUUUGCCACCCUUCAGCCUGCACAAGGUAUGGCCUCUGAUUUCCCUGAUGGGGGUGGGGGUGGGGAAGGAGGCUGGAACUGAGCCAGAGCCAGAUGUUUUUGCCAAUUGCUUAAUGCAAAUCCAGCUAUUCCCUUCUUCUCUGCAGUGUCCCCACCAUACAUUUGGUCUAUUCUGAGCCUCUCAGCCACCCCCAGGCCCUCCCCCCCGUUGCUGUCAGAGGUAUUUUUAACAACAGAAGAAACAUACCAGAAACAUGGCCAGGACUAUCCCUUUCCACUAUGUCCAACUGAGAUGAGCUUGGCUUUCGUUUGGGCCUGGCCUUGCUUGUCCCUGCUGUGCUGGUCCUGCCCUAUUUUGCAUUGCUCGGUGCAGGUGGAGGGCUGCCAAGGACCAUGAAGGUGUUCUAUUGGCAUCUGUGGGGGUGCAGGACUUUCCCAUGUUUGAACAGUGGUGUUGCCCACUGCAGGACUUCCUGUAUAUCACCUGCAAUGAAAAGCAUCCCUGGUUUUGCCAGGCAAACCAGAGGGACUGUGGUGUGCUCUAGGCCUCUUCUGCUCCCCCCCCACACCAUUCCAGUUUCCCCUCCGAGUGUCUAGGAGGCAGACGCAGAGGGAUGGUGGGCACAAGGCACUUCUGCGGGCACAGGGGCAUGCCUUUUCUUUGGACAGAAAGGCUGCAGUUCAGAGCUCAGCGACAUUCACAAUGGCAGACUGCUAGAGAAGGCAGCUUCCCUCAACCUGCCUCCAGGAAAGUGGGGUCCUGGCUAGAUGGGAUGUCAGCAGGGAGAUAAGAUUUAAAAGACAGCAGGACAGACGGCCUUCAGAGAUAAAGGCAGUUAGUCCACACCACUGCUCCCCCAGGUCUUUGGGUCUGGAGGAGGCAGUGGGGUGGAGACUGCCCCAGAGUGCCCAGAGGAAAUUGGUUUCCCUGCAGGCUGACAGUGUGUUCAGGUAGUUUGUAAAACUGGCAUUCACGAAUUAGGUGCUGGGGACAAUGGGAAUCUAACCUGGUUGGGCAGUUUGAGUUCAAUCUAUUCAAAUUCCUCUGGAGCGGGCCCAGGGCAUGAGAGCCCAAGAGGACAAGGAGGAGAAAUGGGUGCCAGUUCAGAGACGAGUCAGUAGCGUCACUGAUCCAGGUGGGCUUUUUCCAUCUAAUUUGGAAUUAAUGUUCAUGUCUUGCUUUGGCUGCAUCCAAUAAAAUGCAUUCAUGUUGGUCUUCAGUGAUCUGUAACUAGUUGCUGCUUCCACAAAACUAUUUUGUAUAAUUCUUAAAAUUUGUAUUGGUUUCAGUGGCACUCUUAAAAAUGCUACGAUUUGUUGCUUAUAAGUAUGGCUAUUUAUUUUUCCCCUUUAUAUAUCUUUGAAAUAAAUUCAAACUAUUUCAUGAAUUUUCAUUUAUCUUUACUUGUGAUAAAAUGUACAGGACUUCUGGAUUCCGAAAAUAAAAUAAAAACAACUUACCUUGACUUGUUACCAAAUGAAGUGUUUCUUUCACUGUAUUUAAGGAAAUUAUUAAACACCUUUAAGAAAAAAAGGGGGUGAGGGGAGUGCUUCAUCCAUUUUCUGGCCCACAAGUAUGGAGGGGGCAAAAGGGGAAGCCCUUUUAUAAAAUGGGGAUUUAAGAAAUGGGGGCACCAAUUUUUUCUCUUAAAAUACCUGCCUCUCGCCCCAACCCUGGCCCUCUCACCCUCUUUGGAAUGUGGCCUUGAGAUGCCACCCUGCCUUGUCUUAAUGCCUUAUUUUACGGCACCAAAGUCAAUGCCUUGCUUUCUUCUUCCCUUGCUUUCCCCCAUUAUUCACUUCCUUUUUUUCCUUUCCUAAUUUCCCUGAUAUUUACUUCUGUAUUCUUUUUGUAUGUUAUAUUAUAAAUGUAUAAAACUAAGGAAAAUAAA